GUGCAUUUUGUUGGCGCUACAUUCUGCCUACACGUUGCUUUAGGAUGGCAGGCAAUGCUUUGAAAAGACUCAUGGCAGAUCGCUAUAAUUUUGUUGGACUAGCUUAAAACAAGCCAUGUCAUGUGUACAUUUUGGAGGACCAACUGAACAUCUUUAGUUGUAUGACCUCUAUUAUCUAACUGGUGCCCCAUUAAGUCAAAUUGUAGUCCUCACAACCGUCUUUCACUCUAAACAAGCGAAGAUGUAAUCUUGGUUUUUGUGCCUUUAUUAUUAUUAUUGUCGAAAGCUGGUUCUCAACUCUCUUAUAUAAAAGAGGUGGAUCAUAUAUGAUCCACCUUACACAUAUCUUAGGCAUAUACUGUGCGCUUCUGAAGCAAGCUUUUCAUAAAUCUGUCUUAGUGGCUCUCAAUCGCUGUAAUUGCUUCUAAUUGCUCUAUUCACUACCCAAAUGUAGCAUGUGAAGAACAUGAGUUGCUGGUCGUCAAUAAUAAUUACCUAUAAACAUGUCUAAUCUUUUACAUUUCGUGAAGUACGUCCUCAAAAAAAAAUCGGUAAUGCUUAUUCUCCACCCCAUAUAUUGUUGUUACCAACUUGUUUUGUCCGAAUCAGACAUAUGCUCGACAUUGUGUAGGACUAACUGUGCGAUUUGAUAGGUGUUGUGAAAGUUUAAAUCGGUAUCAUCAUGUAAAUGAAAUUCUCUCUUAAAAAGUAGAUACGAAUAUGCAUUUAAAAUGAUCUCGUAUGAUGAAGUCUGUGAAACAUCAAGUUUGCACCAUAUGUCACCUACUUCGACUUAGGCAGCCCAUUAGUGUCAAUAAUCACGCCUGAAAUGUGACUCGAAACUUAAUGAAUAAACCUAUACUUGAAUUAACAGUCAAUCCACCAGAGGGGAUUGUUGCUGGACCAGUGGAUGAAAGGAAUUUUUUUGAGUGGGAAGCAUUAAUUGCUGGACCAGAGGGUACUCCAUUUGAAGGUGGUGUUUUUGCUGUACGUCUGAACUUCCCAUCCGAUUACCCUUUGUCUCCACCAAAAAUGCAAUUUCUAACUGAAGUGUUCCAUCCAAAUAUCUAUCCAGAUGGACGCGUGUGCAUUUCCAUACUUCAUGCUCCUGGUGAUGAUCCAAUGGGUUAUGAAAGUUCCGUUGAACGUUGGAGUCCAGUUCAAUCAGUCGAAAAAAUUUUAUUGUCUGUUGUUAGUAUGCUUGCAGAACCGAAUGAUGAGAGUGCGGCUAAUGUGGAUGCAGCAAAAACAUGGCGUGAAGAUAAAGCGCGUUUCAAUAGUCUAGCACUUCGAAGUGUACGUAUUAGUUUGGGUAUUUCGGCGGAAUAAGAUAUUAUCAGAAAAUAGAAGGAAAACAACAAUGAAAGAAUAGAAACUAAGCGUGUCUUUCGACUUUUUAAAAAAAAUUUAUCUUUCAUUUUGUUAUGUAGUUCCUUCAAAACAAUUCUUAUUGUGUUAUUAUCACUUCAUUUUUUAUUGUUGUUGUUAUUAGUAUCUUUUUGUUUUCUGAUCGAGUCAAUCAUGAACAAUCUUAUGACUUUUAUGAUUUUGCUUUAAUAACUGUUUAUUGUGUAAGCUCCUUCUUCAGAGAAUGAAAAAUAAUACGAAGUUGACUAUUUUUGGUGUGAUCGAAAUUAAGAUUUGCCUGAUGAUGUUAAUGACAUGACAAUUUGGCCAAAAUGGUUUUUUGUCUGAGACUUAUUUGUAUCUGUUGUUGGGUUUGUCAAAUGCAAUUAUUAUAAUCUGGAAGAAUGAUGUGAAAGAUAUUUGUAUGUUUGUUAGUUGUAUGAGAUGUGAACAGGAUGAAAUAUGUAUGGACAUUGUGUAAAUGGUCCAUAUCAAGUAGAUCAUUAAACCUUCCUUUCUAUCAAGUGCUGUAAGUUUUACCAAUACAAGAACCAGCCACUGGUUUUUUUGUAUAAACGGAAAAUCAUAUUCGGAUUAAUUUGGCAUAAAUAAGGAUUUUAUGGUUGAUAGAAGGGCAUUUACUGCUAUUG
Molecule: messenger RNA, 1997 nt
Organism: Schistosoma intercalatum
Lineage: Eukaryota; Metazoa; Platyhelminthes; Trematoda; Strigeidida; Schistosomatidae
Source: the annotation of a GenBank genome assembly